Molecule: messenger RNA, 2436 nt
Organism: Eublepharis macularius
Lineage: Eukaryota; Metazoa; Chordata; Lepidosauria; Squamata; Eublepharidae
Product: protocadherin gamma-A12-like
Exons: 1
Coding region: 1-2436 (811 amino acids)
Biological process (GO): homophilic cell-cell adhesion
Cellular component (GO): plasma membrane
Molecular function (GO): calcium ion binding
Source: RefSeq, a predicted model, not a curated record
AUGGGAGAAACACAGAAGCUGUGGAGCUGCAAAGAGAAGGGACUCUUUCAAUAUCUGAUCUUGCUGUUUGUUUGGAAAGCAGUUUCUGGGCAAAUUCACUAUUCCAUUCCUGAAGAGAUGCACAAAGGCUCUUUCGUGGGGAAUAUUGCAGAAGAUCUAGGAAUGGAUGGAAAGCACCUCUCAGACCAUGACCUGCGGAUAGUUACUCGAACAGGUAUGGUUCAGUAUUUUACAUUAAACAUCAACAAUGGUCAUUUACAGACCUCUGAGAGACUAGAUAGGGAGGCAAUCUGUGGAGAGGCAGAGAAAUGCAUCUUAAAAUUUCAGGUUAUGGUUGAGAGUAAAAGAAAACUCUAUGGAAUUGAAGUGGAAAUUACAGAUAUAAAUGAUAAUGCUCCUCAUUUCCCUCCUGGGGAACAGGAAGUGAAAAUCAAUGAAAUAUCUCCACAGGGGUCCCGGUUUCCUCUACCUGAAGCUCAGGAUCAAGAUCUUGGCAUAAAUUCUGUGCAGAGUUACCAGCUCACAGGCAGCAGCCAUUUUUCUCUGGAUGUGAAAAAGGGAGAAAACGGUGCCAGGCGUGUGGAACUGGUGCUGGAAAAAGUUCUCGACAGGGAAGAGCAAUCAGUGUAUGACCUAACCCUCACAGCUACUGAUGGAGGCGAUCCGGUCCGGACAGGCACAACUCAAAUACAGGUCAUUGUUUUAGAUGCAAAUGACAACGCGCCAGUCUUCAGUCAACCACUCUACGCAUUUACCAUUGAGGAGAAUAUAUCUAAGGGCUCCACAAUCGGUAGAGUUAGAGCUGCUGAUCUGGAUGAAGGAAUCAAUGGAGAGCUGAGAUACUCUUUCAAGAAAGCCACCAAGAAGGACUCACAAAUGUUUUUUUUGAAUGCAACAACUGGCAUAAUAACAGUCAUAGGGGACGUUGAUUUUGAGAUAUCCCCCUUUUAUGAAUUUGAGGUGCAAGCUGAGGACUAUGCAGGACUGUUUGACAGGGCAAAAGUUGAGAUCACAGUUACAGAUCUGAAUGAUAAUGCACCUGAAUUAACCGUAACCUUUCUCACUAACUCUAUCAAUGAGAACUCACCAACCGGAACUGUUAUUGCUAUUUUAAAUGUAGAAGAUCAAGAUUCAGGAAUUAACGGUGAGGUCACAUGUUUAAUUCCCCAAAUCCUCCCUUUUCAGCUGAAAAAAUCUACAGAUAACUUUUAUAGUUUGGUGACAGUUGAUGCCCUUGACAGGGAGCAGAGAGAAUCUUACAAUAUAACUGUUUCUGUAACUGAUCAUGGGACACCAUCUCUUUCUAUGGACAUGGUAAUAGCCCUUCACAUUUUAGAUACAAAUGACAACCCUCCUCACUUUUCGAAAUCAGUUUACACAUCUUACUUCAUGGAAAACAACCAGAGAGGAGCUUCAGUCUUUUCCCUAACAGCAAGUGAUCCAGACUGGGAAGAAAAUUCCAGAAUAACUUAUUCCAUCUCUAAAAGAGAUAUCAGUGAUUCCUCCCUUUCGUCCUGCCUUUCCAUUAAUUCUGAGACUGGGACUAUUUAUGCUUUACGUCUUUUUGAUUAUGAAGAGUUCCAGGAGAUUCACUUCCAGGUCAAGGCCCAAGAUGGAGGCUCUCCACCACUCAGCUCCAAUGUCUCAGUGACUCUCUUCAUCCUGGAUCAGAAUGACAAUGCCCCAGAAAUCCUGUAUCCUUCCACCCCCACUGAUGGCUCCACUGGGAUAGAGCUGGCCCCCCACUCCUCUGAGCCAGGUUACCUGGUCACCAAAGUGGUGGCCGUGGAUGCAGACUCUGGCCAGAAUGCCUGGCUCUCCUAUCAGCUGCUGAAGGCCACAGAGCCAGGGCUCUUCACCAUAGGGCUCCACACUGGAGAGAUCCGGACGACCCGUCCCUUUCUGGACAAGGAUGCUCUCAAGCAAAGCCUGGUGGUUUUGGUGAAGGACAAUGGGCAGCCCCCUCUCUCUGCCUCAGUCACGGUCACCGUGGUGCUGGCCAACAGCAUCCCUGACAUACUAACUGACCUGAGCAGCAUCUCCGCCCCUGCAGACCCCCAGUCGGACCUCACCUUCUACCUGGUGGUUGCUGUGGCUUUCGUCUCCUGCUUGUUUUUCACUUUCCUCCUUGUGUUGCUGGCACUCAGGUUGUACAGAUGGAGAAAUUCUCAGUUGUGUGAUUCUGGAAGUGUGAAUUUCAGUGGAGUCCCAGUUUCACAGUUCGUGGGGAUCGAUGGAGUUCAAGCGUUUCUUCGCUCUUAUUGCCAAGAAGUUUCUCUCACUACAGACUCUAGGAAAAGCCAGUUCAACAUGUCUAAGGCAAAUUAUGCCAAUACUCUGACUAAUCAAUUGACUGGUGAAGUAAAGGAUUCUAUCCUAGCUGGUGAAGACUUUAAUUUAAACAGGGAAGAUCAGAUCAUACUCCAGGUGAGCUAA